CAUAAUAUAAUUAUAUAAAUGAUAUAAAAUAUUCAUAAAUGUUAAUUGUCAAUUUAAAUAUUAUUCAUAUUUCUCAUUGUAUAUAACUAUCUGGUAACAUCAAUUAACCCUAAAAGUAUGAUAUUAAGUUCAUGUUUAUUCCCUCAUUUAAGCAACAUCCGGUAUCAAAUAAUUGUAUCAUAAAAACUAUUAUGUAAUUAAAUCUAUUAAAAUUUAUUACAAAAUAUUGUUUUUUAAAAAUAUUCAAUUAAUCAAUAAGAUUAAUUAUAAAAAUAUAUAUUAAAAUGACGAAUUUCUUCAUUUGUGCUGUAUAUAUGCAUGUAUGUAUAUCUCGCAGAAACUGGUAUUAACCGGUUUAAACUGUCCUGGAAAUCUGCCUUUAUGUUUCAUCCAACAAAAUUGUACACUAUAGAAAAAUUUAUAAUUAUUUUGUGCUUGCGCGGCAAAAGUUUUUAUAUUGAGAUUUAUAUCUAUAUAUAGAUGAAAAAAAAAGAUAGAAAAACAUAAAAUAUGAUCAAAAAUGAUCUCGCAUUGACAUUUUCAUUAAGUGUGAUUAAAGAUUUGAUUUACAUGCACCUCCGGUCAAAAUAAAUGGAAGAAAUACGAUUACAAAUGCAAACGGAAAUUUGUACGUAGUAAAACGGAAUCAACAUUUUAAAUUCAAUAAUGGCGUCUUAUACCGUUACUGCAUUAUUAUUUGUGAGGUUAAGCGUCAAAUUAAUAAAUUAAUAAAAAUUAUAAUACAAGAAAUUUUAUAAGAAAAUAUAAUAAUAAUAUUUUCGUUAAAAAUGGAAAAAUAUUCUCAUAGAAAAGAUUGUGAAAAAUUAAAGAAAGAAGAUAAAAAUCAAUCUAAAUAUAAAGAUAAGAUUUCUCAUAGUGCUAAUGAAAGUGAUUAUGAUCGUCAUUUUAAAAAAUCAAAAUCGAGACAUAAAUCUAAAAAUUCAAAAUAUAAAAAAUCUAAACAUAGAAAUUCCUCUGAAUCAUGCGAAUUUCAUAAAAAAUCAUCGAAAAAUAAAAAAAAAAGAUCAUCAUCAUCGUCAUCUUCAUCCAGUUCAAGUGAGUUCAGUAGUUCAUCAUCAUCUAAUUCUUCAUCAGAUUCUACAAAGCUUUUAGAAAAGCUUCAAAAGCAACGUCAAAAACAAAUUGAGGAUAGAAAACGUCAAAAAGAAUUAAUGAAAGCUACAGAAACACCAGAAGAAAAAAGAUUACGUCGUUUAAAAAAGAAAGAAGCUAAGGAACGAAAAAGAAAAGAAAGAAUGGGAUGGGAUAAUGAUUAUUUACAUUAUACAAAUACAGAUAACCCAUUUGGUGAUGGAAAUUUACUUUCUACUUUUGUUUGGUCUAAAAAACUUGAAAAAGAAGGUUUACUUGGUGUAAGUAGAGAAGAAUUAGAAAUUAGAAAUAGACAUAAACAAGAAGAAAAUAAAAGAGAAUUAGAAAAAGUUAAGAAAAGAAGGCAAGAAAGAGAACUAGAGAGACAACAAAGAGAAGAAGAAAUGACAAUGCUACAAAGAGGAAAAGAAGCUGCUCAGUUGGAACAAUGGGCCAGACAAGAAGAUCAAUUUCAUUUAGAACAAGCAAGAUUAAGAUCACGUAUUAGAAUACAAGAUGGUCGUGCAAAACCAAUUGAUCUUCUUGCUAAAUACAUCAGUGCAGAAGAAGAGGUUGAUGCUGUAGAAAUGCAUGAACCCUAUACUUAUUUACGUGGAUUACAUGUGAAAGAUUUAGAGGAUCUCAUUGAGGAUAUUAAAGUUUAUAAAGAAUUAGAACGUGGUAAAAAUUUAGAUUAUUGGAAUGAUAUUACAGUAAUUGUUGAAGAUGAGUUGCAUAAAUUGAGAAAAUUAGAAAGAUCAGAAUAUGAAGUUGCUGUUGGUAGAAGAGAAGGAAUACAUGAAUCAGUUGCUAAAGAUGUAACUGCUAUUUUUAAAGGAAAAACAGCAAUACAAUUAGAAGCUUUGCAGUUACAAAUUGAAGUAAAAAUUACAGGAAAACCUGAAGGUGUUGAUAUAGGAUAUUGGGAAAGUCUACUAUCUCAACUUAAAGCGCAUAUGGCGAGAGCACGAUUAAGAGAUCGACAUCAAGAAAAUUUACGUAAAAAAUUAGAAGUUUUAAUUGCUGAACAAGGUGUAGCUAGAACGGAAAAUGAAACUGAGAAUUUACAGGCAAUUAGUGAGCAAUCAGAAAAACAAGAAGAACCAGCUACCACUACAACUGUAGAAAAAAGUGAAGAAAGUCAAUCAGAUGAUGAUCAAGAGGCUAAUAAUGCAGCAGAAGAUCUUUUAUCAGAAUCAUUUUGUGAAUAUGAAUCAGGAGGCUAUUCUCCAAAAUAUAUACCAUAUUCUCAACUUGAGCCAGGAACAUUAGUUACUUUGGAAGAGGAUGAUAAUCAACGAUUGGAAUAUGCAAGAAAUCAAGUGCUCAGUACAGGUCGAAAGAUCCAAAAUGUUAUGACUGCAGAAGAACAAGCAAUGCAUAGAGAAGCACGUAAAAAUAUGAAUUCUGAUGAAGCACAAUUUAGUGUUGAAUCAUCAUUAGAAGCACAGAUUUAUCUUUGGUCUGACAAAUAUAGACCCAGAAAGCCAAGAUAUUUCAAUCGAGUUCACACCGGUUUUGAAUGGAAUAAAUAUAAUCAAACCCAUUAUGAUAUGGAUAAUCCACCUCCGAAAAUCGUUCAAGGUUACAAAUUUAAUAUAUUUUAUCCAGAUUUAAUAGAUAAAAAUACAACUCCUGAAUAUUUUUUGAUAAAACGCGGUGUUUCCUUGUAUGAUGAACCAGAAAGACCAAAGACUGCGAAUCUCGAAAAACCAAGCAUCUUAGAUCCUGAUCUCGUUGAUAAACUGGAUAUGUCUCUUCUUAGCAAGGAAUCACUUAUUGACUCAAUAACGCAGCAUCGUCUUUUGAAAACAAGUGGAGAAAUCAAGAAUUCAUCGUUUCCUUCGUCAUCAAGGUACCGACAAAAUGUCAUUGGGACUGAACGACAACGAGAACAAUAUAGCCUAGUUUUGAAUGGUGAAGCGACGUGGUGCAAUCCCUUCUCCAUACGCCACAAACGACGUAGUUUCGAACACAUUCUCGAUUCGAAGCUUGGUCAUAUCGACAUGUCUAGGAUGCAAAAGCAGUCGUGUAUAGGCGGACAGAAUAUGGGUUUUACGAAGAAGAAUAAUACAAAACUGGAUGAUAAUAAUAAUAGAAACGGAACGAUUAACCAGAAGGUUGUUUCCUUGUCCACGUUGAAAAAGAAGAAUUCAAGACCUAUACAAUAUGAUCUGGAGGUGUUUACAGCUUCCUCGACAAAGAGUGCUCCAGAACCUUGUAAAAGCUGCGGAAAAUCGAAUCAAUCAGAACGGUUUCAUAGUCAUCCAAAGAGUACUCAGUCUAAAACGAAGGAUAACUUUACGAAUUCGAAGUCAAAAACCACAGUACCGAAAACUGUUCAAAAACCUGUUGCCCUAAAUUUUCGUAGUGAUAAAAAUAAGAACAAAGUGGAGGAAACAAUCAUUGAAAAUCUCAAAUCAAAUUAUUAUCAAGAACGACCUAAUACAUCGUACAGGCCUUCAUCAGCACCAAUUAAGAAAGGACCAAGGAGUGUUACUUGUUAUAUAUGUGGUCGCGAAUUUGGGACUGCCAGUUUUCCUAUUCACGAGCCUCGAUGCAUGCAGAAAUGGGAACGAGAAAAUAAUUCUUUGCCUGUGAACCAAAGACGACCGAUACCUCAAAGACCUGAUAUCACUAUCAAUCAUUCAGAUUGGAAUGUAGCAGCAUGGGAAGAAAGCCAGGCACAACUGAUUUCUUGCAAAUGUGGAAGAACAUUUUUACCAGAACGGUUAUUAGUGCAUCAGAAAAGUUGUAAAAUUUUUAUAAAGAAUUCUGAGACGGAAAAAACAGGAAGCUUGUUUAAAGAAAAGUCUGCAAGUAUAACACGAGUAGGACCUCCUAUGAUUACUUGCCAAUCUUGUGGCAAAAGUUUCGGCACUAAAAGUAUAAAGAUACACGAGCCUCAAUGCAUCAAACGAAUGCAAACUGAAACAGAUAAACAGUUUCAUUCUCGAAAAAAAGAGUCGAUUCGACAACAAAAAUCAGAAAUGAUGAUCGUGCACGAAAAUUUAAGCAGGCCAACGGGGGAAAAUGAACAGAAGAAAAUGGUCACAUGUUAUAUAUGUAAUAGAGAUUUUGGAUCCACUAGUAUAGCCAUUCAUGAGCCGCAAUGUUUAAAAAAAUGGUAUACUAAAAAUCAAAAAUUAUCACCAAAUCAGAAGAGGAAGGAAUUAGAGAAUCCUGAAAUUAUCUAUAUUCGUGAUUCAGAAACAGGAAAUAUGACAAUUGAUAUUGCUGCAAUGGUUGAAGACAGUUGGAAAUCUCAUUUAAGUCAAUUGCUUCCAUGUAAACGAUGCGGAAGAACUUUUAAUCCUGAUCGCGUAAGCAUCCAUGAACGAAGUUGCAAGGGGAGUCAUUAAAUAUAUGCAAUCCAAAAAAAUUAGAAGAUUUAUAACUACCACUUUGUUUCAAUAAUAAUUUUAUUUUCAUUAAAUAGAAUUGGAAUAUUUUAUUAACUGAUGAAAUCAUAGGUAAGUCAUCUUUUAAUUAUUUUGAACUAUAAAUAUAAUAAUGUGUCUUUGUUAACAAAAAUAACAGUGAUUUAAUACAUUGUAAAAAACAAUUAAAUUGUUUUAUUAUUUAUGUUUUCUUUUUA
Molecule: messenger RNA, 4690 nt
Organism: Apis laboriosa (Himalayan honeybee)
Lineage: Eukaryota; Metazoa; Arthropoda; Insecta; Hymenoptera; Apidae
Gene: cactin
Product: cactin
Exons: 13
Coding region: 789-4454 (1221 amino acids)
Biological process (GO): mRNA cis splicing, via spliceosome
Cellular component (GO): cytoplasm; spliceosomal complex
Molecular function (GO): protein binding
Source: RefSeq, a predicted model, not a curated record